AUGGGAAGCAGCGUCGCCGAUUCCAAGACUACCACCACCUCUUCCGCCCCUUCCACUGCCAGUAGUUCCUCCUCCUUACUGAUCGAAAUCAAUGUGAUUUCCGCGCAAGACCUAGCAGCCAUCUCCAAAUCGAUGAGAACAUACGCCAUUGUGUGGCUUGAACCCGCUUUGGAGCGCAAGCUGAGCACUCACGUGGACUCGCAAGGCCAUUCCAACCCCACCUGGAACGACAAGUUUGCCUUCCAAGUUGACAACGACUUCCUGCUUUCCGACGACUCCGCCGUCAUGGUCGAGAUCUACGCGGCCUCUACCUGGUUCCGCAAUAACCUCGUUGGCACCGUCCGCGUUCUCAUCACUGACCUCAUCCACCCUUCUCGGAACAUUUUCGGUGGCACCCGAUUCGUCGCCCUUCAAGUUCGUCGUGCUUCCGGCAGCCCUCAAGGCAUUCUCAACAUGGGUGUUUCCCUCCACAAUGGAGCCUCCGUCGAUUCAGACGGCAAGGCGCACCAGCUGGUACGCCACAACUUCUCUAGCCUCACCCUUGAGGACUACUUACCCCCCAUAAAUGGCUCUAUGGUGAAUGGGUCCGCCGUGAAUGGAUCAGAACUUUGCUCCGACGUGGGGCCGUCGGCUUCAAUUGUGGCGGCAGCUAUAGCCAGCAAGGGAUCACCAUGUCGGGCGGUUAAUCCAACGACGACGGUAGAGGCAACAGACCAGGAAAGGGGCUUGGGGAUGGUUCAAAACGACGUCAAUGCGGAGGACACGGGGAGCUCCAUAUUGGAGGACUUGACGGUGGAACAGGCCAUGGCCAAAGGGUACAGAACGAGGACAUUGGAGAGGUGGCGGAUGGAGUUGCAGCCACUGAGAUCUUCGGGCGAAGAGGAGGAGGAGGAGGAGGUGGAGAUGAGGCUUGCGCGUAGGCACUCAGACGGAGGACUCUUCUCAUGCAUGGCGGUUGGGAUUGAGUUCACCAUCGUAUGUGGGGCUAAUAACAAUAAAACAAACAACCACCUUAGAAACAAGAAGCGUAGUGCUGGUUACAAUAAACCCAUCGUCAAGCGUAGUCCUUCGCAUCAAAACCUCAGCAGCUACAGCUAA
Molecule: messenger RNA, 1098 nt
Organism: Diospyros lotus (date-plum)
Lineage: Eukaryota; Viridiplantae; Streptophyta; Magnoliopsida; Ericales; Ebenaceae
Exons: 1
Coding region: 1-1098 (365 amino acids)
Biological process (GO): defense response
Source: RefSeq, a predicted model, not a curated record